CACACCCCCAAGAAAUACACCAUUUCCUGCUUUCCUCCAAGCCCAUUUCAAAUCUGCUGUGAUCGUUUCCACUUCUCGGCCAAUCCGUUCUCGAGAAUGUGUUAUGGUCACCAUCGUUCCUUGUCACCUGACCGGCGAAGCCCAUUACAGGGCCACCGGUUCCUAAAUGACAACGCACCCGUGGUAGAGGAUCUAAGGGGCCGGCUUGCUGAGACCGAAGCUCGGCUCGAGCGUGCGAGGGCCCGGGAAGCCGAGCUCAGCCUCCGCCUCGAUGAGAUGAAGCGCUUCGUCGCUGUGAUGGAGAUCCUCGAGUCCUACCUUAAGCGCCGGUUUCGCGAGCAGGAAGAAUACGUGACCCGCAUCUUCUCCUAGUGGUUUCAUUCUCGGUGAUUUCAACAGAUACUUCCACUGUUAAUAUGUCUUUUUUUUACUGCUAUUUGUGUGUUGCCUAUAUUGCUUUACAAUGAUUAUAUGUAGUUACUGUGAAAUUAUGGAAUAUCAGGAAUUUUAAGCUUUUGUUUUUGUGUUUU
This is a messenger RNA of Tripterygium wilfordii, 530 nucleotides long. RefSeq names its product protein SKIP34-like. Bases 97 to 372 code for a protein of 91 amino acids. The record is from RefSeq and is a predicted model, not a curated record. Lineage: Eukaryota; Viridiplantae; Streptophyta; Magnoliopsida; Celastrales; Celastraceae. The transcript has a single exon.